GUCGGAAUGUGGGCCGGGUACGUUAUGUGUUGGUCAACCCCAGCUUCAGAUUCCGGCAAUCAACAUUGAAGUGUUCCAUCUUGAUCAUAACAUUGUGUGGUUGAAUCGCUAUAUCAUCAGUGCAGACACAAACAGCAGCAAUGGACUCGCUUCGAGACGUCAUCCAGGAGACUGUCACAGCCUUCGUUGAGAACAACACUGCCGCGGUCAAAAAUAAAGAUGUCUCUUUGCUCUCCUCCAAACUCUCCUCCAACUGCGUGAAGGAGUAUCGUCCACUAUCUUUCGUCAGAAAGUACCCGCAGUUCUUCAAGCCCCAGGUCACGAAUGCGGAAUAUGAGGCGCAGAUGGCCAUGGAUUUGAACACCAUGACAGAUGUCAAGCAGAAUGUCACUCGGACUGUCAUUGAUGCUCACCAGCGCGUGGCCAAUCUGUGGAUUGAGAAGACAGUCUAUACUGUUGAUGGAUCUACGAGUUCUGUUGAGGUCAUAUACGACCUAGAACUCUCACCCGAUGGGAAGGAGAUCACCAAGUACAUUGAGUUUGUGGAUACCUACGUGUCGGUUCAAGUCUUGGAGCAGAUGCUGGCCAAUGCAGGACGAAACUAAAUCACGGUCGUCAUACCUCUCCCGUCAUGCAUCAUGGGAUCGAUGUUGGUCAAGGUGGUUUACCACAAGUCUCUGGAUGGACCCUGUUCGCUGGCAACAAGCCCUGGAGUAGGGAGACACUAUGUACUCAUUCAGCUGCAUCAUUCCACCAUUCUAUCCUUCUUCUAUGAUAAUUUCCAAAUUCUGUAAAGUCAUUCAGUAGCAACAGCUUCUUAACACGUCUAAAGCUCUCCCAGUUCUGAAGUUCUCAAUUACAUCAAUUCUCGAGCUCAGCAAGGCACAAAAGCUGAGAGGAAAUCCGUAAGGUUCAAUCUGCAUUCUGUUCAAUUUUUAAUGCAGAUUGAACCUGUUCAAUUUUUGGGGCCGCUGAAGGGCAUGUUCCAACGGCAUCCCCUCCCUGUUGAGCCAUGUUAUCGGAACUCCCUGCAGGAUGCUUCAUGUCAUUAUCAGGUGUUGGUCUCGGUGGGUACGUUGGAGCAUGCAUCAUAUUACCGCCAACAGGCGUUUCCUGCCCGUUUCUUGAUACUUCCCGGAAGGUUCUCGGAGGAAGGACAGCUGCCCAGGUGGCUGGGCAAUGGGUAUUUGGGCUUGGGGUGAGGCGAAGGGUUGCACACUGCAUCGCCUUAGUCC
Messenger RNA from Diaporthe batatas, 1235 nucleotides. RefSeq lists its product as uncharacterized. NCBI's taxonomy places the organism in Eukaryota, Fungi, Ascomycota, Sordariomycetes, Diaporthales, Diaporthaceae. The record is from RefSeq and is a predicted model, not a curated record. The coding region runs from base 141 to 605 and encodes 154 amino acids. The transcript is spliced from 2 exons.